Molecule: messenger RNA, 3357 nt
Organism: Anopheles bellator
Lineage: Eukaryota; Metazoa; Arthropoda; Insecta; Diptera; Culicidae
Gene: Pgant1
Product: polypeptide N-acetylgalactosaminyltransferase 1
Exons: 5
Coding region: 1-1881 (626 amino acids)
Cellular component (GO): Golgi apparatus
Source: RefSeq, a predicted model, not a curated record
AUGUUCUUCCGCGGAGGACUCAGCAUCCGGCGCAAUCUGUACUCGAAGGUGUUGCUGCUGCUGGCACUCGGGCUGUUUGCGUUGUUCUACUUCAAGAAUCUCAAUGGAUCACCGAACGCACUCGGGACCGACCCGGUACAGCCGCAGCAGCUUCCGAAAGCAGCGCUGGGGCUGGUGCAAAGCGACAGUCACGCCGGAGGCGAUGGUCAGUUGCUGCUGGCGGCCGAGGCAGCCCUUGGCAGCGUGCUGAACAAGGGUAACGUGCUCACCGGAAACAGCGACGCCCUGUUCGAGCAGCUGAUACGGGCCGAUCUGGCCAAGCAGCGGCCCGGGCUGGGCAACAACGGAGAGGGCGUCGAACUGACGGGGGACGCGAAGGAGAUCGGCGAGAAGCAGCUGGCCACGAUCGCUUUGAACGAGGAGCUGAGCGAACACCUGAGCUACAACCGGACGCCACCGGAUGGGCGACAUCCGGCCUGCAAGCGGAAACAGUACGACAUCGCCAGCCUGCCGUCGACGAGCGUGAUCAUCAUUUUCUACAACGAGCCUUACUCCGUGCUGCUGCGCACCGUCCACAGCGUGCUGAAUACGGCCGAUGCGCGGCUUCUGAAGGAGAUCGUGCUCGUCGACGAUGGCAGCACGAACGUGGAGCUCAAGGCGAAGCUUGACUACUACGUCAAGAGCCGGUUACCGGCGAAGGUGAAGGUGCUUCGGCAACGGCAACGUGUCGGACUGAUCAGGGCCCGCCUGGCGGGGGCUCGGCUCGCGAAAGCGGACGUACUAGUCUUCCUCGAUGCACACUGCGAGUGCAUGCCGCAGUGGCUGGAACCACUGCUCGAGCGGAUCAAGGAAUCGCACACCAGCGUCCUGGUGCCGAUCAUCGACGUGAUAGAGGCGAAAAACUUCUACUACAGCACGAACGACUACAACGACUUCCAGAUUGGAGGGUUCACCUGGGACGGACACUUUGACUGGCACGAUGUGACGAAGCGGGAGCGGGAGCGCCAGAAGCGCGAGUGUCAGGAGAAGGACGUCGAGAUCUGCCCCACGUACAGCCCGACGAUGGCGGGCGGUUUGUUUGCGAUCGCACGCGACUACUUCUGGGACAUUGGCAGCUACGACGAGCAGAUGGAUGGCUGGGGUGGCGAAAAUCUCGAAAUGUCGUUCCGGGUGUGGCAGUGUGGCGGAACGCUGGAGACGAUCCCCUGUUCCCGCAUCGGGCACAUCUUCCGGGACUUCCACCCGUACUCAUUCCCGAACGAUCGCGAUACCCACGGUAUCAACACCGUCCGGAUGGCCGUCGUGUGGAUGGAUGACUACGUGGAGCUCCUAUACCUGAACCGGCCCGAUCUGAAGGAUCACCCGGAACUGGGGGACGUGACGCACCGGAAGGUGCUGCGAGAAAAGUUGCACUGCAAGAGCUUCAACUGGUACAUGACGAACGUGUACCCGGAGAAGUUCAUUCCGACGCGCAACGUGCUCGCGUUCGGUCGGCUAGCGUCGCAAGCCGAUAGCCUGUGCCUCGAUACGCUGCAGCAGAACGCGGAAAAACCGUGGAAUCUGGGCAUCUACACGUGCUUCAAGCCGGAAGUGUCCGCUUCGCAGCUGUUCUCGCUCACGAAGCGCGGUGUGCUGCGUAAUGAGCGCAGCUGCGCGACCGUUCAGGCCAGCAAAUCGGAGUCCAAGUUCGUGGUGAUGAUACCGUGCAUCGACGAUGACGACAUCGACGACACGUGGGAGUUUACCGAGCAUCGGCAGUUGCGCCACAAGGAGUCCGGCCUCUGCCUGGACAGUAGUGAUCUGUCGACGAAGAGCUACGUACACGUAGCGACCUGCCAUCCGGGAAUCAAGACCCAGAAGUGGGAGUUUCAGCACCAGUAGUGGGCCCCGUAGUGUGUACGAGCGAGCGUGAGAGGCGAUGCGUGAAUGCGUGUUAGGAUAGCUAGGGAUGUAUCAAAUGGCAGGAUUUUGUUUUCCUGCGGCACCGCAAACGUGUACCGGUUUGGUGGUGGCACCGACGUCACUGAAUGCAUCACAACCCACUACCGUAGACUACUAUUAGUUCGCCCGUAAACUAAUACUACUAAUCGUACUUCGACUGGAAGCAAAACAUUACCUCGUUAAACGUUGAUAAACCUCGGGGAUGCGGAUAGUCGGGCGAGGGCAAUGGAAUGGUUCCCCGUUUCGGGUCUGGUUACGGUAUCAAUGAACUAACGGUGUUUUCGUAUGCAGGUUUCAGUUUUGAAUGUUAGCGUAGUGUAGCUUCCAAAAGUGCGUUCCAUUUUUUUCGUUAAAAGGUUAGUGAAGGUCGGAAGAGUAACUUAGAUCGGGAAGGGUGAAUCUUUUGCAUUUUCGGCAGAUUGAUUUUAAAACCCCCAACCAGCAGGAGUUCUAGAAAUCGAAGUAUUUUUUCUGCUCAAAACAUAGACAACUAAUUACCGGUAACCGCGGAACUGAAUGGACCUUUUAAGCUCAAACUAUAUGUAGGAAACAAGGGCAGAUAAAACCGAAACCUCCGCACGUUAGGCAGCACAUUUUUCCGUGAUUUCCGUCCGUGAAAGGGUGAAUCAUUUUUACAGCCUCAUCGUUUUAGAAGCAUGUUUCUCUACACUGCAUCACUCAACCACCUACGAACGAUUGGAAACAUCACCCACGAGUACUAUAUUGUGAUACGGCGCCGAGACACCGCGGGGACGAUGUACGAAACGAACACAAACGGUUCGCUCUAGACACAGGUAAUAACGCAACGGACAGGAUAGAAGAUCGACUGCUUUUCAGCUUCUCUUGGACGGAACGGAACAGUAGAAUUGAAAGUGCCACGGAACUUAUGCUUAACGUAGGGCAGCACCGGGGAAGAAACAGUUGGAACCACAAAAACCAGCUACACAGCCGGGCGCUAAGGUGGAGAAUGUUAAUGUAAAAAGGGUAUUAUACUUAAAACAACGCACAGAAAGAACUCUGCCAAAUUGCUGCGCCAUUCUGAAAGCCAAAUGCGCUUCUUUUGCGCAUCCCUCUUUAGUUGCGUAUGAAGAGUAACGAAUAUCACGAAUAGGCGGGCAACACAAUCCUUGUAUUGACCAAGAUGCUCGAAUGAACUCCACACAUCCGGGUCGUUGCCGUUGGCAGCGUCUCCGUGUACCUUCCGUUAUUUAGCGUACUACAGAAUCUCCUUUGAUACAAACCGUUGGAUUUGAAACGAAACAUUCUUCCUACACAACGGCACCUAAAAUGGAGCCAACUGGGGAAUUGGGAAACAGUUUUACACACGCAAUGCGAAAAUUGUACAAUAAAGCACCGAAGGAUGGUGGACUAGCACACGAGCGACUUGCUUGUAGAAAGGAUGGUAAGAAGCGAUAG